AUGGGCCGUGCGAGGCUCGCUGCUUGCCCCGAGACCCGCCACUACUGCCCUCAGCCUGGCUGCGGCAAGUCGUUCACGCGUCAAGGCGACACACAGCAAACCACGAUCCUGGCCGAGCUCGGCACUGCCCCGAUUGCGGCCGUGGCUUCGCGCGACCAGACGUACUCGCUGCGCAUCGCCGUCAAACAUGUCGACGCGCAAGACCUCGCGGUCGACGACCUCGAUGCGCUGUACGCCUGGCUCGUGAGCGGCUCGUCUGGCUUCGCGCCGCCAGUCGAAGGGCUCGACGACGCCGUUUUCGACGGUAACUUACCUGUCGAGAGCUCCGGACCCACCUGUCGGGUCGACUACGUCCUUCCAGAGCCGCCGCCUUCAGUCGCUCCGUCGCCGACCCGCGGUUACGCCAUCGACGAGGUCUUGCGCUCGCGCCUCCUCGCCUUCCUCUUUGCCCUUCCUGAGCUCGCCACGUCCACAUACUUUGCCUGCGACGCCCUCUCGACCUUUCUCGAGCAGUACUGGGCGAGCUGUGCUCCGACUUUUCCCGUCUUGCAUGGACCGACAUUCGACCCGUACGCGUCGGCAGGCCUCAUUACUACACUCGUCGUCGUCGGCAUGUGUGUGUCCGUCGACAAGGCCGCGUACGACCUGGGCGCGAGCAUUUUCGGCAAGAUGCGGCCGCUUCUUCUGCUCCACGAGGUCUCGGGCCCGGAGGUGCCGCUCGAGACGUUCCAGGCGCUCGUCAUCCUCGGCCAAGCCGGCCAGAUGCUCUUCGACAGCCGCGAGCACGCCCUGUCGUACUCUGCGGCGGCUCACGACUUUGGCGUCAGCCGCAGCAUGGACAUCUGGUACCCGCGAUGGUACAAGCGCUUCGAGACGACCCUCGGCAACGACGAGGAGCGGUGGCGAGCGUGGGUCGCGAGCGAGUCAUGGUCUCGACUCUGCUACGCCAUCAUGCUGCGAGAUAUCCAGCUCUCGUCCAUCUUUGGCCACCUUCCCGUUCGCGCCCUCUCGAUGCUCAUCAUUCGCCUUCGCACGCCGGCGAGUGACGCCCUGUGGACCGCCCCGUCGGCAGAAGCAUGGCAGAAGCAGCGGUCGCCGUCGUCCGCGCCGUUCUGCCAGGUCUUCAAGGACGUCCUCGCUGCGCCGUCGUCGUCCUCGAGCAGCUCGCCGCCGCCGAGUCACGAGCACCUGAACCCGUUCGCGCUCUCUACGGUCCUCCAUGGCGUCAUGUCGCUCGCCUGGGACGUCAAGUGGCGCGGCACGCUACGCGCCGACGCGCUCGCGCCGCUGCACAAGACGCUCAACUGGCGCGGGUCGCUGCAGAGCGCGUACGGCCGGCUCGAGCGCGAGGUCGACGACGCGCUCGACAGCGAGGCGCUCACGUCGUCGGAGCGCACGAUGAGCCUCUCGUCGCUCGACCUCCUGUUUGUCGCCAAGCUUGACCUCGUCGCCGACCUUACCUCGAUGCUCACGUUCGCCGGCGUCAUGCGCAUCGGCUCGAGGAAUGUCGGACCGGACGACUUUGCGCUCGCGAGCCGCUCGAUCCGCAAGUGGGUCUCGAGCGAGGACGCCGUCGAGGCCGCAGGUCUCGCUGCGACCUACCUGCGCCGACGUUUGACUGUGACCGACCUCGAGCAGGGCUGGACCUUCGCAAAAGGAGCGUGGGCGCCCUGGUCGUUCUAUCUCGCUACGGCGAUGGCGACGCUCUUGUGCGAGCAACGAUGGGGCCUCGGCAAAGAGGCCGGCGCGGUCCUGCAGAGCUUGGUCGAGAGGCGGGUUUCGAGCGUAUUGUAAAGCAGACACGAGCAGCUGUCGAGUUCGGCACG
Molecule: messenger RNA, 1826 nt
Organism: Rhodotorula graminis WP1
Lineage: Eukaryota; Fungi; Basidiomycota; Microbotryomycetes; Sporidiobolales; Sporidiobolaceae
Exons: 11
Coding region: 1-1794 (597 amino acids)
Biological process (GO): regulation of transcription by RNA polymerase II; DNA-templated transcription
Cellular component (GO): chromatin
Molecular function (GO): RNA polymerase II cis-regulatory region sequence-specific DNA binding; DNA-binding transcription factor activity, RNA polymerase II-specific; zinc ion binding
Source: RefSeq, a predicted model, not a curated record